Elgaria multicarinata webbii is the source of this 1383-nucleotide messenger RNA. RefSeq names its product glutathione S-transferase theta-1-like. NCBI's taxonomy places the organism in Eukaryota, Metazoa, Chordata, Lepidosauria, Squamata, Anguidae. Gene Ontology annotation, biological process: glutathione metabolic process. The coding region runs from base 581 to 1309 and encodes 242 amino acids. The transcript is spliced from 5 exons. Gene Ontology annotation, cellular component: cytoplasm. Gene Ontology annotation, molecular function: glutathione transferase activity. The record is from RefSeq and is a predicted model, not a curated record.
GGAAAAAAUGAACCACCCCAAACUGCACCACGUUUUAAUCGAGAGGCAAUCGAACACGUGGCUGAGCAGACGCAGCAGGCCGCAGGGCCUCAUUUUUCUGUGUGACUCCUACAAAUAUUUUCCAUUUCUGAAAGCGAUGGUUGGCGGCUGAAGACACGGCAGUGUUUCCGGCACCCACCCACUCUGACCUCCGCUUGCCCCUUUCUGUGCAACUAUGUCUGGCAGACUUUACUGGCCAGCACACAAGGCAGCUCAGAGCCCCGGUAUCUACCAAGCCAAGCCUAUCUCACCCCAACCCAACUGCCGCCUUGGCCUCUUCCCUGGCCCUGGGAAGAGAAGGGGGCUCCUUGUUCUGCCCUGUGUGCAGAUUCUGCUGGGUCGAGAACCAGCUACCUGGCCAAGGAGGCGGAAUACCUGGGCCUUGGCCUUGCCUGAUUGGCCUGUCAGGAGACCCUCCCCCGCCCAGCAGGCUGUUUACUCACCAGGCCAAUGAGGAGCUUGGGAAGUAGCUUCUGUUGGUCUCGCUUCAUGGUGGGGGGAGGGGGAGCCCCCGCCUGGAUUGCAGCCAGGAUGCUUCACCAUGGUGCUGGAGCUCUACCUGGAUCUGCUCUCCGAGCCCUGCAGGGCAGUCUACAUCUUUGCCAAGAACAACAACAUCCCUUUCAUGAUGAAGAGCAUUGAUAUGCUUAAAGGACAACAGUUCAGUGAGGAAUUUAACAAGGUGAACAUUCUGAGAAAAGUGCCAGUUCUGAAAGAUGGCGACUACACUUUAGAAGAGUGCACAGCCAUCCUUCUCUAUCUGACAAGAAAGUACAACACGGCCAGCCACUGGUACCCACCUGAUAUGAAGAAGCGAGGCCGGGUUGAUGAAUACUUGGCCUGGCAACACAACACCAUCCGGGCCAGUGCUUCCAAAAUCUUAUGGCUCAAGGUGGUAAUCCCCCUCUUCCUUGGCCAGCAAGUACCCCCAGAGAAGCUACAUGACGCAAUAGAGGACCUGAACCUCGCCCUGCAAAAGCUGGAGGAGAAGUUCCUGCAGGACAAGCCCUUCCUCAUUGGCACAGAGAUCUCCCUGGCUGACCUGGUGGCCAUUGUGGAGCUCAUGCAGCCCAUGGGAGCUGGCUGUGACAUCUUCGAAGGCCGGCCUAAACUCCAGGAGUGGCGCAAAAGGGUCGAAGUGACCCUGGGAAAGGAGCUCUUCAUGGAAGCGCAUUCACGGAUCCUGAAUACCCAAGAGCUGCAGAACAUCAGCAUUGACCCAGCACUGAAAGCACAAAUGAAGCCCAUGCUCUUGAAGAUGCUAAAAUAAAUGGGGCUUCUUAGUGCAUCCCUUCAUUCUGUGGGUCUUUUUCUACCACCGGAUUUUGCAUUUUCCUCUCUGCU